Molecule: messenger RNA, 944 nt
Organism: Drosophila bipectinata
Lineage: Eukaryota; Metazoa; Arthropoda; Insecta; Diptera; Drosophilidae
Product: post-GPI attachment to proteins factor 2
Biological process (GO): GPI anchor biosynthetic process
Cellular component (GO): endoplasmic reticulum membrane; Golgi membrane
Source: RefSeq, a predicted model, not a curated record
GUCUGGCUACUAGGACCUGCACACAGCAGGCGAGAGCUGACAUUUAGAAGUUUCCUAAAAGGAACAAAGAAAAAAGUUAAUCUGGACAAUGAGGCACCUAAAAAAUGAUCCAGUGAAGCUGCUGCCUAGCUCCUUGGCCGAUCUGCAACCGAAGCGGCGUCUCACCAUUUAUAUAAGACGUGUCUUGGGAUUGGGCCUCCUGCCUGUUCCCAUUUCCGUUGUCUACGUCCUCGUUAUGGCGAUUCUGACCGACUUCGAGGCCAGUACCUACACCUCCUGCCAAGUCCUCAACGUACUUCCCAGCUCCUCCGCCGCGGCCAGGUCCCAGCAUGAGGUUUGGACCAUGGCUUGCUGGACGCAGUUUCCUAUCUUGCUGGCGUCGGCCUGUCUGCAGUUCCGAUUAUACAGUAGGGCUCUUCCCCGGCAUGCCCGGAGCUUCGGCUGCCUGGUCACCUUCAGCCUCAUCCAGGGCAGCUGCAGCCUGGUCCUGUGGGGCAGCUUCGCCACAGUCGAUGGGGACUCUUUCCUCCACGUCGUCACCGCAAUCUCCAUGUUCACCUCUGCAGCCAUCUACAUGGCCGGUAGCUUCGUGUGCGCCAAGUACUAUCUGCGGUGCGAGAGUAGGCGGGAGAAGUUUUCGCUUUGGUUGAAGAGUCGCCUGGUUUUUGUGUAUUUCUUGGCAGCGACCACCAUGUGGAUUUGGUAUGUCCUCCACCACCAGUUCUGCCUGCCCCUGGCCUACUCACUCUUUGCUCUGGGAGAGUUCGUUUCAUUUGAAUGCCUGUGUCUGAACUUCUGGACUGCCUACUGGGACUACUACCACGUCGUCAUCCUAUACGACAAGCGUCAGGGCUUCUACAUCAGUGACCUAUAGGCCUCUAUCGUUUGUAUCACAUUUAUUUGAAAAAUACCAAAUGAAAAAACAAGAACUUAAAACAAUUUUA